AGCGUGUAGUAUGUUGUGAGCUGGAGAGAGAUGCAGGAGGGUGGGUAGCGUAGGAAAACGAAAUAGUAAACUCUGAGAAUAAGGUGUGUGUGUGUUGGCGCUGCUCUGAGAGUGUGUGUGUGUGGCGCUACUCUGAGAGUGUGUGUGUGUGUGUGUGUGGCGGUGCUCUGAGAGUGUAUGCACCCAGAGUGAGCCACCAUGCCCGUGACAUCACAGCUGUUCCGAGGCUUCCCUCGAGCGAAGCUCUGGGGUUCCUCCCUGUUCCCAUGCCAACGCCAGCUCCCCUGCUGCCCCACCUCCCACCGGCCCACCUCGUCGCAGCCCCACUCCAUAUGGCCGACAGCCAUGCCCGUGCGUGGCUAUAGGAGGAGCCCUGACCUCCACAGCUACAAUCUCACCCCCCCACAGGUCAACUCAAUCCUCAAGGCCAACGAGUACAGCUUCAAGGUUCCAGAGUUUGAUGGUAAGAAUGUGUCGUCGGUGAUGGGGUUCGACAGUAACCAGCUGCCUGCCAACGCACCCAUCGAGGACCGGCGCAGCGCUGCCACCUGUCUGCAGACGCGGGGGAUGCUGCUGGGAGUGUUCGACGGCCAUGCGGGCUGUGCCUGUGCACAGGCGCUGAGUGAGAGGUUGUUCUACUACGUAGCCAUGUCCUUGAUGCCCCAUGAGACCCUGUGUGAGCUGGAGGCUGCAGUAGAGGCAGGCAGGCCCCUCAGCCCCAUCCUGCAGUGGCACAAACACCCCAACGACUACUUCACCAGGGAGGCACAGACUAUGUACUUCAACAGCCUCAGAACCUACUGGCAGGAACUCAUAGACCUCAGCAGUCCAGGGGAGAGCCUAGGGCCCAGAGAGGCGUUGCUGAGUGCCUUUAAGAGACUGGACAGUGACCUGUCUCUGGAGGCUCAGGUGGGAGAUGCCAAUUCCUUCCUCCACUACUGGGUUCUGAGAGUGGCCUUCUCUGGAGCGACUGCCUGCGUAGCUCACAUCGAUGGAUCCGACCUGUAUGUAGCGAACACGGGCGACGGCCGGGCGGUGCUGGGGGUCCAGGAGGAGGACGGCUCAUUCAGCGCUCACACGCUCUCCAACGACCACAACGCCCAGAAUGAGAACGAGGUGGCCCGCAUCCAGGGGGAGCACCCCCCCUCUGAGAAGAAGACUGUCGUACGACAGGACCGGUUGUUGGGCCUGCUGAUGCCGUUCCGUGCGUUUGGAGAUGUGAAGUUCAAGUGGAGCAUUGACUUGCAGCGAGGUGUGUUGGAGUCAGGACCAGACCAGCUCCAUGACAACGAACAUACCAAGUUCAUCCCCCCCAAUUACCACACCCCUCCCUACCUCACGGCCGAGCCUGAGAUCACACACCACCGCCUCCGACCUCAGGACCGCUUCCUGGUGCUGGGUACAGACGGGCUGUGGGAGACGCUCCAUCGACAGGAGGUGGUCCGGAUCGUAGGGGAGUAUCUAACGGGGGUCCACCAGCGCCAGCCCCUCACCGUGGGGGGUUACCAUGUCACCCUGGGACAGAUGCAGGGGCUGCUGGCUGAGAGGAAGGCCCGUGCCUCCUUAGCGUUCCAGGACCAGAACGCUGCCACCCACCUGAUUCGCCACGCGGUGGGCAACAAUGAGUUUGGAGCAGUGGACCACGAGACGCUGUCCAAGAUGCUGUCUCUGCCUGAGGAACUGGCCCGCAUGUACCGCGACGACAUCACCAUCAUCAUCACACAGUUCAACCCCCACGUGGUUGGACACCAGCGCCAAGGGGGGGAGUCCUGAGCCAGCUCAGCCUAUCAGAGGGGAAUGUGGACAUGAACAGGAAGUUUACUUUCUAGGAGGAAAAACACUGAUGUGAGGACUGGGUCCUGCUACAGACACAUGGUUGAGCUCUAAUCUUUAUUUUACCAAACGCACACAAAACAUACUGUUAAUGGACUAACCCUGCAGAGGGAGGACUGCCUACCUUCGGACUCCUUAUUUUAGGAUUGUUAUUGAAGAGGUGCGUGUACAGUAUGUGCACAUGUGAGCACACAGUCCUGGUCAUGUGGAUUGUUGAAAUGCUUGCUGAUACUGAUCACAAGUUGGCUCUUUUCUGAGUGUUGUGGCCUGGUGUGUGUGUGAAGCUUUUUAAAGGAUAUUUGAUCAACCUCCCUGCAGCAUUCUGCUUCUCUGCUCUGUCACAGUCUCUGCCCAUAGGAAACUUUAAUUUGUGCCGAAAGAGUGUGCUGCUUUAUAACUAUGUUGUCUGAGCAUUGAGGUAAUGAUACGGUGGCAGCCUUUGUGUUUGUUCAAUCUGGCCUGUCUACUCCUCUACAAACAUCCCUCCCUCUUUCAUAUCACAGAUUCUGUGCUGUGCAGUUGCAGCAUCUGUCUUGCUCUAGAGCUGCAACUGGCCUCCAUCCUGGCUCUACCGCAUGGCUCUGCUGUUACAUAGUAGGGCUCUGUCUGUCUGUGUUCUGUCAUUGGAUGGAUCCGUGUCCUUUAUACUUGUUACAGACGGACAGCCAAGAGCUCCCAGGCACACUUCUUGUUAUCUUAUAUUUUGAAUAAUGUUUAUUUAAAAUGUUUUUAAUCUGAUUUCAAACAUUGACUAUUUUGUCAACCUUAGAGAGGAAUAACUGCCUGUGUCUAUAAAGCAGAUGUUAUUGCUCUGAGACAGACAGUGUCAUUAAGAUAGGAACCAGUAGAGCUACGUAGUGUGCAAGCUUUAGAUCCAGCACUAACACCUCUAUCACAACUACUCACCCACAGGAAUCAGGUUUGUUAUGCGCUGAGUGUGUCUGAGAGAUUCUACAGCAGACUGAAGGAGUGGUGGUAUUCUGUAGAGGAGAGAGAGAGGGGUGUGUGAUGAGACGUUUAUUGUUUUAGGGUUGCAGAGUAUACAUGUUUAAAAAGAAACAUAGUGGUUGAACCUCUCGUGUUUUUUGACAAUGAUACUCUCAUACGGGGGGAUAUGGUAUACUAACGUCAUCAUGCUUACAUGGUGUGUAUUCUAUCAAAAAUGUUUUUAGAAAGUUAACUUUUUAGUUUUUAACAGUGAAUCAUUGCUAGCUGGUGUCAGAUCUCUGUCUGAGGUAACCAUGGAAUUAGGAAUUGAACUGUAACCAUCUCCUGUCAUGUUCAUGCCAAACCUCCAGGAGUGACUAAAACAGAGACCGACUUAGUCACUGUUGGCAGGACACUAACCAUGGUGUGGUUCUAGGCUUGUAUAGGUCAGAUGAAGGGUGUGCAUCAUAUGAGGUUGUAUAUCUCAUGGUGGUGUAUAUUUAGGAGAGGAGAGAAUGUAAAGCUGAAGAUGGCUCUGUCUGGACGCUGGCUGAAUACUUGAAGGUUAUUUAUGCAACUUUUAAUAUGUCACAGUUAUUUAUCCACAAUUAUAUGAGAUGUGACAGGUAUGUAUGUACAGUGUCCUGUUUGUGUCCAGUGACCAGUGACCUGUUUGGGCUUGAGACUAAAGUUUUUUUGUAUUUGGAAACUUAAUAAAACACUGACUACACACAA
Molecule: messenger RNA, 3495 nt
Organism: Oncorhynchus tshawytscha (Chinook salmon)
Lineage: Eukaryota; Metazoa; Chordata; Actinopteri; Salmoniformes; Salmonidae
Product: pyruvate dehydrogenase [acetyl-transferring]-phosphatase 1, mitochondrial-like
Exons: 9
Coding region: 199-1773 (524 amino acids)
Biological process (GO): protein dephosphorylation
Molecular function (GO): cation binding; protein serine/threonine phosphatase activity
Source: RefSeq, a predicted model, not a curated record